AGGGAGCGGGAGAUCUCGGGGCUCGGAGUCGGCCGCCGCUCCGCUCCGAUCGCUGUGGGGCUCGGAUUUUUGGGGGUGGGGGGGCGGGGGGGCUCAGAUAUGGAGGCAAAUGGGAGCCAAGGCACCUCGGGCAGCGCCAACGACUCCCAGCACGACCCCGGUAAAAUGUUUAUCGGUGGACUGAGCUGGCAGACCUCACCAGAUAGCCUUAGAGACUAUUUUAGCAAAUUUGGAGAAAUUAGAGAAUGUAUGGUCAUGAGAGAUCCCACUACGAAACGCUCCAGAGGCUUCGGCUUCGUCACGUUCGCAGACCCAGCAAGUGUAGAUAAAGUACUAGGUCAGCCCCACCAUGAGUUAGAUUCCAAGACGAUUGACCCCAAAGUUGCAUUUCCUCGUCGAGCACAACCCAAGAUGGUCACAAGAACAAAGAAAAUAUUUGUAGGCGGAUUAUCUGCGAACACGGUGGUGGAAGACGUAAAGCAAUAUUUCGAGCAGUUUGGCAAGGUGGAGGAUGCAAUGCUGAUGUUCGAUAAGACCACCAACAGGCACAGAGGGUUUGGCUUUGUCACUUUUGAGAAUGAAGACGUCGUGGAGAAAGUCUGUGAGAUUCACUUCCAUGAAAUCAAUAAUAAAAUGGUAGAAUGUAAGAAAGCUCAGCCGAAAGAAGUCAUGUUCCCACCUGGGACCAGAGGCCGGGCCCGGGGACUGCCUUACACCAUGGACGCGUUCAUGCUUGGCAUGGGGAUGCUGGGCUACCCCAACUUUGUGGCAACCUAUGGCCGUGGCUACCCCGGAUUUGCUCCUAGCUAUGGCUAUCAGUUCCCAGGCUUCCCUGCAGCAGCUUACGGACCAGUGGCGGCGGCGGCAGUGGCGGCGGCGAGAGGAUCAGGCUCCAACCCGGCGCGGCCCGGAGGCUUCCCGGGGGCCAACAGCCCAGGACCUGUCGCCGAUCUCUACGGCCCUGCCAGCCAGGACUCCGGAGUGGGGAAUUACAUAAGUGCGGCCAGCCCACAGCCGGGCUCCGGCUUCGGCCACGGCAUAGCUGGACCUUUGAUUGCAACGGCCUUUACAAAUGGAUACCAUUGAGCAGGUGCUUUCGUUGCCAUCUCACUCUGAGAGCAUCCCUGGAUGUCCAGGCAAGACUGGGCGAAGUUUCUGAGUGGCCCUUUGUUUAGGUGAUGUCAUCGGACCUGGACCCCCGCCAGCCUCACUCCCCAUCCCGACCAGAGAUGGCUCACUUCGGAUCGAGGGUUGACUACAUCUCAUCAUCUCGCGGAUCUGCUGUAAUAUACGACAACAGCUUUUAACUGUGUAUAUAACCCAUGAUUUUGGUUUUGCUCUGUUUUUGUUUUUCUUGAUGGUUUCCCUUCCCCUUCUCUCUCGCCCCUUCUCCUUUGAAAUCUCUUUGAAUCACAUUUAGUAGUGAUUUUGACUUAGUCCAGUAGUCAUAUAGCUUUAAUAUCUAGUUAAAAGCUAACCAUAGUAUAAUUGUUAUAUUAAGGUAUUAUUUUUUUCUUUAAAAAUUUUUUUUUUGCUCGUUUUGAUUCUGUUCUCACUUUUAAAGGAUGCUGAGAUGGUAAUAUUACUCUCAAUAUUUUGGUACCAAUUCCGAGACUGUGUGGAUUUUCGCGUGCGACUGCAGCACACCGGGAAGCGCGGCUGUGACGCGUGGAGGGGAGGUGGGCGUCCCCGCUCUGCUUUGCGUCGUGUACGAAGUGAGGUGUCAUAGGCUAAGAGCAGACUCUAGCAGCCCUUUUUUUUUGUGAUGUCUCUUUGUUAACCUAAGUAUAUCUAUUUUCGGCAAUAAGGUAAGGACGACCAUAUUUCGCGUGUCCUCCUUUUCUAUAAGUGCUUUUUUUCUGUUGAAAGAGGUGAUAUUAUAAGGUUUUUUGAAAUUGUGAAUUCUAAAAAAAAGAAGAAAUGUUGUAAAUACAAUUCCAUUAACUACAUAGAAACUAUUAAGAAAGAGAGAAUCAAAAAUAUUUUUGUGAGGGAGUCGGUCCCAGGCAGUGUGACGCUCUGCGGAAGGAGGAGGGAAGGGAACGCGAACCGAGUGAGUGGCUGAGACUGAAGACCACCCCGCUGCCAGGACGACCCCGGGAGACGUUAGAACACUGCUGAGCUCCUUUUGUCUGUGUGAUAGACCUAACACUCUAUUAGUGUCAUACCAGCAUACUAACCUCCUCCCGUCUGUGCACAGCUUCAGAUGUUACCGUCUAGUUAGAUUUUUAUUUAAAAUAUGAAAAACUGCUUUUCCCAAGACUUUUUUAAAAACAAAGCUACAAUUUUAAUAUUUAACAUAUUUAAAGUUUCAAAGCACACCUGUUUGGCUUGGGUAGGGAGGGGUGGGGAGACAUCCUUUUUCAGUCUUAAUUUUUAACUAUUUGAUCAUUUUUCUAUUGUCCAAUCAUUUCAGCACCUCCAAAGGUCCCUAGGACCCUUUGCCUCUCUUCUCCCUGCCGCCCCCCGCCCCUCACCCGCCCCCAGCUCUGGGGGCCCCCAGGCCAGGAGCGGAUAAGCCUGCAUCAAUGAAACCUUUUCUCCAUUCACUUUCUAUUUACGAAUUAGGAAAGCAACCUUUUGGUUUAUAUAUUAUUUUUAAUACCUCAGUGCUGCAAGUAUCACCAGAGAGGCUAUGGAAGAAUUUUUUUUAAUUUAUUGUAGAUGUAAACAGAAUUUUAAAAAUAAAAAGUAUAAACAUCGCUGCACUGUGACUGGUGGGAAAAACUGACAGUUUCCUGUUUGCACAUGUUGACAUUUGGCUGUUAUAAUAUAUGGUCCUCAGUCGGGGAGAGAUGCUUAUGAUGAAGGAUAUUUUUUAAUUUAACUUUUUUUUAAUAUUGGUAAUAGGUCGGCAACAGCAACUAUAGAAGUACAACUCAAUAGAUGGCAUUAAAACAUAUUGUAGUGUGGAUAUAUAUUUUUUUCUUUUUUAAAAUGUGAUAUUGCCGUUUUAUUAAUAUUUUUUAAAUUGUUACGUUUAUAAAUUUGGUACUUAAGGCACAGCCAGUAUGAGACACUGAAUGCGACAUUUAUUAUAAAGAGCUGCUGCACUCCUAUUUUUAUAAAUUUUACUAACAAAGUAGACUAACGUAGACAGGCGUUCACAGACAUGGUAGCGCAAAUGCAUCUGCAAACAAAAGGCUCCAAAAUGCUGACUCAGAGAGAGAGAGAAGAAAGCCUUUUUCAAUGCUAAUUAAACAACACCAUUUAAAAAUAAUCAUGUUCUUUGUUUUUUCCAAUAAAAGAUUAGGUUGUUGGGUGAGAUUUUUUUUAUGUUUGUUUUUCUUUCUUUUUUUUUAAUUUCCAAAAGACCAGGUUAAGAAAAAAAAAAUACAACGGACGCUUUAAAAAUACCCAAACUUGUUCAAGUAAUAAAAUAACAAAAUAGACCUUUUGUUUUAAGAAAAAGAAAGAAAGAAAAAAAAAGACAAUAAAUUCCCGGAAAUUCAGCGUCUAGACUAGGGACUCUGAUCACCAUUCGUCCAUGUCGGUGAGGUUACUGUACUACCCUGCCUUUCUCUGCACCCCGUCACCUCCUCGAAGACCCUCUGUCGAUCGCUGUCUGUUAAUAAUGUAUAAAAUGGCUAUCUUGUAAGCGUGCUGUCCUGGUACUAGUGUAGUGACUUUUUUUCUUCUCUUUCUUCUAGUACAUAUUCAUAGGUAUAAUGUAAUUAAGGUUUAAAAAUUUAGACAUAGUUAUUCAGAUUUAGGACCAGUAAGGAUAGAACUUUCUCUUAUUUAUGGAAAAAAAAUGCUAAUAAUUUUGGGGCAGUUUUUUCCUUUCGAUUUUUUUUUUUCAGUUUCAAGUUUUAAUUUUAUUUUUCGCUGAUCUGAUGUGGUUUCAACUAACCCAAGGUCUCAUGAUGUUCAAAUGCCGGCAGACUCGACGGCGUUUUGUAGAUCCCCGCCCCCCCCCAACUGUGAAGGGGUGUGCCAUACUACCUUAAAUGCUAAUGCUAGAUAUGCAAAACUGGAUUUUUUUAAUUUAUUUUUUAAAAGAGGGAGGCAUGGUAUAUUAAAAUGAUUUUACUAAGAGAAAAACAUAUUUUUUUAAGAAUGCUCAGAAGAAAUUGAUAAUCUGUGUGAGUAUGUUUUAGAUGUUUCUAAUACCUUUUGAGGAGACCCAGUAGCCCAUAGCACAAAUCUCGUGGAAAUCUGACGCGUUUUAAUGUGGCUACCUAGGUUAAGGUUCACGUUAGUCCCCCCGCCCAUCUAGAAGUCCAUCUGGAAAGAUUUUUGUAACUUAUGUUCGCACUGACGUUCCGCCUUGUCUUUGUUUCGGUUAAGCUCAAUGGCGAACUCGGGAACCACCUUUCGCCUUCCCCGGAGGGGAGACACCCUCUCGGCUGAUGGCUUUUCCCCAGAAUCAUAAAAGAGCCACCGGGUGACUUUCUGACUUCCAGAUCCAUCUGCCUGGGACUCCCAAACUCCUCUCCUCCCAAGCAGAGGAGAGCGAGGGCACUGGCUCCUGGACCCGUUCCGGGUUCUGCCUAGACGCGGAGCGGAUGGGGGUGACCAAGCUCUCCGUCUCCUGUCCAGGAGCCUCUGCACACCUGGUUCGCGGCCUUCCUCACACCCCUUGGGAAAACCAAACAGCCUCUCGCUCUGUCCCAGUCGCUCAUUGGCUUGAUUCAAACAAAGCCCUGACAGGCCUUUGCGUUUCUAUUCUUCCUUCAUAACCUUCAUCUUAAUUUGAACUCGUAGCUUGGACUUUAAGGUAGCAUGGCUCUGUUGCUGUCAAUUUAAUGUCUCACUGCACAGCAAUGCACAGCCAGUGAGUGUUACACACAUCUUACUAGACUAGUAUAAAAAUCAUCGGGUAAUUGUCGGUUCUAAUGACCUGAAAGGUGUUCAGUUUUUUUUGUUUUCAGUUCUCUUUUGAUUUGGAGGGGGGAGUCUUUUUUUUUUUUUUUUUUUUUUGGUUGUUUUUCAUUUGGGGAUUUUGAGAAGAAAUUUGUUUGGGUUCCAAAUAGAAAAACAAAACCCGUUUUGAUCUUUAGUGCAAACGAGGGCUAGGGACUUAGCCACCACCACACCGCUUCAUUCUGCCAUUCACUCACUGCAGCAUCAUCAAAAAUAAAGCAAUAUAGUUUACUACAUUUUUUUAUUGAAGGUCAGCCAUGCUUUCUGUAUUAUAUUGCAUAUGAAAUUGUUUACAAAAGAAACACUAACUCAUCCUUCUCUUUAUUGGUUGGGACUGGCACGCAGGGACAGAGGGAGACUGGGGCUGGGUGGGGAGGGGAGGGUUUUUUUUUUUUUCCUUGAAUGUGCUUCACCAGCCAGACCACCUUCCAAGGAAGGCAAGGGGGAGCAGAGGGACAGAUGCAGGCAAGCACACUGCACAGACACUGGCGGGCCCCCCGCCCUUACCCUAAGCAGCAAAGAAACAGAAGUCAGCUCAGCCCGGACCUGGGCACAGACACUACACAAGGAAACGCUGUACGUUAAGCAAUACUUUAAUACUGUAAUGUGUUUGUUUCCUUUUCCUUUCUCUUUUCUUUUUAACCAAAAAAAAAAAAAACUAAGUAAACUAACACACAAAGAAAUAUGGAUAAAACCCACCCCUCUGGGGAAGCAACCUUAAUCCAAACACUCGGCUCUCAAAACUAUAAUCAGAAUGUAUUGUCUCAGACAGGAUUUCAUUCCCAGGAGGCAGGGGCAGGAGGGGGGCGGGGGAUGGGGACUGCGAGACAGAAGUUCCAGAGCCUCCCCAGCAGGCGCUCUGCUGCCGUAGCUGUACAUACUGUACCAUCCCGUGUGGAAUCUGUGAGUGUCCUCUUGAGUAGCGUGGGCUAGCCAAUCUGCCGUUCAUGGUGUGUUGUAAACUCGGAAUUCCAUAUGUAAUAGGAUGCAAGUCUAAGCGUUUCAUGUGGACAUCAAUGUAUCUAAAUAAAACUUUCCCUAGCACUGUGGCUGACCUCACCCUUACUUUUAUACUUUAGUAUGAAACUGAUGACAACUUUGGUAGUGAGUAUUUUUUUUAUAUAUAUACAUAUAUAUGUAUCUAUAUAUAUAUAUAUCUCAAGCAUCUUUCAGGUCUUUGUGUGUGGCUUUCUUAAAGCCCUGUUGUAAAAAA
Messenger RNA from Phyllostomus discolor (pale spear-nosed bat), 6079 nucleotides. It is a transcript of the gene MSI2, whose product is annotated as musashi RNA binding protein 2. Gene Ontology annotation, molecular function: RNA binding. Lineage: Eukaryota; Metazoa; Chordata; Mammalia; Chiroptera; Phyllostomidae. Gene Ontology annotation, cellular component: cytoplasm. The record is from RefSeq and is a predicted model, not a curated record. The coding region runs from base 100 to 1086 and encodes 328 amino acids. The transcript has 14 exons.